UAUAGAUUUUGUUCGGACAUGGCCGCGGUUUCGGCGAUACAACACUUGCAAUGUUUUGUAUAUUCAUAUUCAUUUUUUAUAAUGAAUAAGGUAUUUUAUACUAACAAGUAGUGUUUAGUUAUUUGUGUAUAGUGCUGUGAUAUUUGUAAUGGAUGCAGAGAGCGGAUAUGAAAUUAAAAGAGCUCGUGAUGCAAUUCAGAUGAUUGAGACCAUUCAGUCAAUGAUAGACGUUUCGGCUGAUAGACUGGAAGGACUGAGGACACAAUGCUCAACCAGCGCAGAACUGACGCAGCAGGAGAUCCGGACUCUGGAGGGCAAACUAGUGAAGCACUUUUCCCGACAAUUGGUGAUAAAGGCUAAUUUCGGUGAAGAGUUGCAGAGGGAACUUCGUGAUGUGCCCAGUUUGAGGCAGUGGCUUCGAGUCGUAGGCCUGAGCGUGGAUGCUAUUGAGGCAGUGUGUUCGCGCGUGUCAUCGCUUGAAGCGCUACGCGAUAGGUCAGAACAUGAGUUGAGAGCAAUUUUGUGCGGUGCUAGAGAUGAGGAAGUUCGCCGUUUGGGGCGGGCAAUGCAAAGGUUGCGAAGCUAUACAGAGGCCUUAGCACGUGGCGAUGGUGGUGUAGACUUACCCUUAUACUGGGACAGUUGGGAACAGAGACACGGAAGAGGCUCGCCACGAGCAAGGGAAGACCGAAAUCACAAGAAGAACGCAAAAAUACAAGGGAAUGGUGGUAAAUCACCAACAACCCCAGUGGGCAAACGCAAGCAGAACUCCCAUCUACCAGCGCCUGAUGCACUCACAAAAUCGCGAUCACACGAAUCGCAACUCUCUGUUAAACCUGAUGCCUCGGACCACAGCGACAACAGUCAGUCGUCAGCAGUUGGCAACACCGAAGGCUCUCCCCCGGCCUCGCCGAGGGAACCAGAAAUCGAAUACACGCAGAGAAAUAAUAACACGCACCAUGGAAGUCCCAACGUGGGCAUGGGCGGUCCCCGAUCACCCCGCGUGGGUAACACAGCUCCCAUGGGCCCUGUCAGCGUGGGCGGCUGCAUGGCCCACGAUAUAGCCCACCGCUUCACUAAGACUUUCAAUAUGAUUGCGACGUGCGAUUUCUGCGAUAAGCAGAUGCUCUUCGGAUCCGGUCUCAAGUGCAAGGAGUGCAAGUUCAAGUGUCACAGAGACUGUGAGAGCAAAGUGCCGCCAUCUUGCGGGCUGCCGCAGGCUUUUGUGAACGCUUUCAAGGAGAAGUUUCACAAAGACGGUAAGAAGUACAGGUUAUUUAAAGGUGGUUACUACAUUCCGUCUCCCAGUGCGGGUCGUGGGGUUGUGACGUCAGUGACGCCCACAAGACGAGCGAGGCCGCCUGCCCAGCAUCAUCACUCGGGUCACCCAGACUCUUCGUCGACAACUUCUUCGUGCAACAGUUCCACCCCGUCCUCCCCCGCCCUUGCCCCUGCACCCCCCACCCCGCAGAGCCACCAUCACUAUCAACUCAAUGCGGGUCGGAGGUUUCACUUUCCCGAUGUUAAACCGGCGAUAUCAAGUCCAAACCACACGUCAGCUGUCCAGUCUCCCGCAAGGACCACGGCUGACACUAAACAGGACCUUACAGCUAGUAUUAGAAGUGAGGGUUCGGGCCGCGUGUCCCUCAGCGGUUCCGGAUCGACUGACAGUAGUGGACCUGGGAGAGAUAACUCCGUAGACCUACCCUCACAUGAUGACAGAUGGCCAAGACAGAAUAGUUUGUCAAUGAAAGAAUGGGAUAUACCAUACGACGAAUUGAAACUAUACGAAGUAAUAGGAGCCGGGCGAUUCGGUACUGUGUACCGAGGGAGUUGGCACGGCGCUGUAGCGGUGAAAGUCUUACACGUGCACGCACUGAACGAUCACUGUGCGCCGUUAGAUACGUUUAAACAUGAGGUGGCAACAUUCCGUAAAACGAGGCACGAAAACCUAGUACUAUUCAUGGGCGCGUGUAUGAAACCGCCACGACUAGCAAUAGUGACGUCAUUGUGCAAAGGGAUGACGUUGUAUACCCACAUUCAUUUGAGGAAGGAUAAAUUUACAGCAAACAAGAGUGUAUUAGUUGCACAACAGAUAUCACAGGGUAUGGGCUAUUUACACGCGAGAGGUAUUAUCCACAAAGACCUGAAGACGAAGAACAUCUUUCUGGAGAACGGGAAAGUGGUCAUCACGGAUUUUGGGUUAUUUAGCGUCACCAAAUUGUGCUUUGGGAAUAAUGCCCGUGGAGACAGUUUGGGUAUUCCGUCAGGCUGGCUCUGUUACUUGGCACCGGAAUUGGUUCGCGCGUUACGACCUCACGCCUCACUUCAUCUACCUUUCUCCAAACAGACAGACGUGUACGCGUUUGGUACGGUCUGGUAUGAAUUGUUAUGCGGUGAGUACCCGUUUAAGGGUCAACCCGCUGAAGCUAUUAUUUGGCAAGUGGGCAAAGGGGCGAAACAAUCGCUUGCCAAUAUGCAGGCUUCUAGGGAUAUUAAGGAUAUCUUAAUGCUCUGCUGGUCGUAUAGAGAAAGCGAACGACCAGAUUUCUCUCAUUUAUUAUCAACGCUCGAGAAGCUUCCUCGAAAGCGUCUAGCUCGCUCUCCCUCACACCCGGUACAUCUGUCUCGCUCUGCCGAUUCCGUCUUCUGAGAAAGGCUGGCGGGCGCGCUUUGUGUUAGGCCCUAAUCAAAUUUAGAACCUGUUUACUACCUUAUAUAUAUGUGAUAUAGCCCUGGUCCUACUACAACAUAUACAUACUUACACCUUUAUUCAUAGUAUUUUAACUCAAUUAAAAUUUUGUCUCUUUCUGUCACGCUGUGAUGAAAAGAGACAGUUUAAUACUUAAGUCAAAAUGAUGCAGUAAUUAGACUGAUCAUGGACAAAAGGGUCUUUAUAGUAUUAUUGACUUCCUUGAGAAUAAACAUGCUCUGCUGUGCCACUGAUAAUUUUUUACAUGCUUGGUAACUCUGACCAAAACACUUUUUAUUCACUGGCAAUUGAGCCCACACAUAACCAGUGGUGGCAAUUAUAGAAAAAUAUUUGUUAUUCAAGAUUAAGUCCUUUGAAUGGAUUUGAUGUUCCCUUAUCAAGUGAAAAAUUUGUGGGUUCUAAAUAUUUUUUUUAAAGUAAAUUCACUUCUUUUUACUCUUCAUACUACGUUAAAAAAUAGGUGUUUUGGUCAAGUGGUUGAACAAUUUAUCAAUCAAAUUUUAAUUUAUAUUAUAAAAAUAAUAUCUUUUAUGUAUGUAUGAGAACAAGGCCAGUGUGAUCUAUACUACAUAGAAAAAACCUAUGUAUUAAAUUUAUCACAAAGAUAUUUUCUUAAUAUGAAUUUGGUUGAAAUAAUCAAAAUCUUGUCUGGGGUUCCCAUAUCACAAAGCGCGACGCAACUUGAACUUUAAUGAAUAUAUCUGUAUAUAGACGAUUUUUGGUAAUGAAUAACAAUAAUGUAUAUACUUUGGACUAAUAUCAUAUCUUUAGGUAAACGGGUAUUCGCUACUUACAUGAGUUGUAUGUUCUGAUCUCUACAAUUUUUUUUUUACUGUGAGUUAAUUUUAACUGUAACUGUAAAUAAUGUAAAGAGAUCUAAUUAAGUAUGCAAAUUUCUCAUUUUAUUAUUAAAACCAGGUUUCCGAAUUACAUUUAACAGGAAUAAUAAACAAUUAUGUUUACCUUAUAAGGCCCUGAAUUGUGUCCCUAGAAUAUUAAUAAUUGUAAAUAUAAGUGGUUUUAAAGUAUUUUGACUUGUUCAAUAAAUCUUUUGAAUGUAUUUUCUAUGUAAAUAUGCAUUAUUGUAAAAAUAGUAGAUGUAUUAUUUAUUUUUCUACAUUUUCUGUUAAGCAUUAUAAGAAAAGAUUUAACAUUAAUAUUGAAAAAAAAUAUAUACAGCAAUUAACGGGUCAUACAGUCAAAAUGAAAUCCUAUUUUUGUAAAAAUUAAAAAAAAACCAAUUUACAAAAUUAAUAGAAGUAUCACUAAAUAGGUUAUUCAACUAAAUUAUGUUUUGUAAUUUUUUUUCUUCUUUCUGCAGAAACUACCCACCAUUUUACAUUUUCAUUGGUAUUAUACUAUUAACUUUGACAUAAUCCAAGUAUAUUUGAAUUCAAGAGGCUUUAUUAUGAUCGAAUGAAAUAGUUUUAAUUGUAUACGUAGCUAAGUCUUCACUAUUUAUUUUAAUGUAAGUAUCUCCCAAAAUUGUAUUAAAGUGUAAAAAUACUAGUAAUGUAUAAAUUAGCUAUUAUUGUUAUUUUAUUUUAAAUUAUUAUAAAAUAAGAAAUUGAAUUCUGGUCACUCAGCUCCUAUUAUUAUAAAUUGUUGUAUAUUGAUAACAGAGUGACAGCCACAUAAUUUGUAUAUAGUGCAAGUGGCAAGGCUUGUUCAAUUAAAUUUUACAUAUUCCAUUUGAUUAAUGACAUGGUUACUUACCAGUUCUUACAUAUGUACCACCUACUUAUUUUUGUCAAGUGUGAUAUUUGGCAAAGUUUUUUUUUUCAAACAAUUUCAAUUGUUUUCACUGUAUAAUAAUUUAUAUUGUAUGUAUUAUUUUACAUUUCCCCCCCCCCCACCUUACGUAAGUUCUAUAGUAUUUUAGUAAUGAUAUUUUAAUGCUUUAGCAAACUAUAGUAUGAUUUAUUACUUACAUAAGUCAUUUAGUAAUUCUCAGACAGGGUUGAGUAAGUAACUAUGUUAGAAUGUACAGAAAUGCAGUUGAAUGCCUGAAAGUAGUUUUACACAAUGUAUUGAGAUUUCUGUUACUAGGUUAGUUGCAUUUGCCAAAAUAAAUCUCCCAUCACUGUU
Messenger RNA from Pieris brassicae (large cabbage white), 4801 nucleotides. RefSeq names its product kinase suppressor of Ras 2 (gene ksr). NCBI's taxonomy places the organism in Eukaryota, Metazoa, Arthropoda, Insecta, Lepidoptera, Pieridae. Gene Ontology annotation, biological process: protein phosphorylation. The record is from RefSeq and is a predicted model, not a curated record. Gene Ontology annotation, molecular function: ATP binding; protein kinase activity. The transcript has 18 exons. Bases 149 to 2653 code for a protein of 834 amino acids.